Messenger RNA from Acipenser ruthenus (sterlet), 2090 nucleotides. It is a transcript of the gene il20rb, whose product is annotated as cytokine receptor family member B16. Gene Ontology annotation, molecular function: interleukin-20 binding. The transcript has 7 exons. The record is from RefSeq and is a predicted model, not a curated record. Bases 2 to 1006 code for a protein of 334 amino acids. Lineage: Eukaryota; Metazoa; Chordata; Actinopteri; Acipenseriformes; Acipenseridae.
CAUGGUUCUCAAGUGCACUGCUGUGUCUCACACUCUCUCUGCACACAGAGGGAGUAGCCAUUGUACUGGAAAGAAUGUCUCAAGCACUCACCAGAGGAUGGUGUUGAGGGAGAUAUGGACAGCGGCGCUCUAUACCAUUUUCAUGUUGUUGGUGUUUGGAUCAGAAUUACUGACAGGUUUUGAGAACCUGCCAGCUCCCCAGAACGUCCUCCUGUCCUCCAUAGACAUGAUCCAUCUGCUGAGGUGGAGCCCCGUCCUUGUGUCCGGAGGCAGCGUCAGAUACACUGUGGAGUUCCAGGGGGAGCAUGAGCGGGAAUACAGGAAUGGAAUGUGGCAGGAGGUGUUGGAGUGUCUGGACAUUGUCCACCCUGUCUGCAACGUGACUGCUGACAUCUCCUCGAACGUCGACUAUGACCUCAGAGUCAGGGCCUACCAGGAGGAGCGAGUCUCACCAUGGGCUUCCAUCAAGAACAUGUUUAACAGACAAGACACUGUCCUGACUGUACCAGUCUUCAAUGUGACUGCCAGAAAGGAAUUCCUACAAGUUGACUUCACAGAAAUGCCCAAAUCCAUUGUUUUUGUCCUCAAGUACUGGCCAAAGGGUGCAGAACACCAGGCGGUCCAGGUGACCUCAGAGCAGAACCCCUUUGUCCUGGUCCAGAUUGAGGAGGGGGUCACGUACUGCCUCCAGGCCUGGACCCAUGUGGAGGUCAUUCACAAGAGCAGCAACGUCAGUGAGCUCCAGUGUGUCUCCAUUCCCAGCACCUUGCCCCCCUGGGUGGCCCCCACUGCAGUCACUGUCUCCUUGAUUGUGGUCAUUGUGGUGUCUCUAUUCUUGCUGGUCGCCCUCCAGAAGCAUUUACACCUAAUAAAGUAUUUCUGCUGCCCCAAGGAGAUGUUACCAGACUCACUGGAUGUAGAUACCUGCAGAGUUAAGCUAUACGGUGAGAAGACCACCAGUGAACUCUGUGACCCCGUCUUGAUCCAGCCUGAAAUAACACUGUGAACUCAAGAGACUGAAAAAAGCUUGAAGAACCUGGUCCCGCGCAGAAAGCUGUUACCUGGUCGACAGCAAUGGAGACUUAAGUCCUUUAUUUAUUCAGAUCCACAAUAUCGCAGGACAGGCUUUCUACACAAACUAGAACGUCUCCUGCAAGGAUGUAAAUACAAAUCUACUUUAUCGUUUUGAUUAUAUUUAUUGUCUUUUUUUUUUACUGUAUAUAAGAAAAUGAAAAGACACAUGUUAAAAACUUCCUGUUCGUUACCAAACAAGUUUGUUAAAGUGGUUGAAUUCACGCAGGUGCAGCUGGCAUCUCUCCAUGACUUUCACAGUGAUGUUUAAUGCCGGUCUUGUUUUAUCUGUUGAGGUUGAGAGCAGUCUCACAUUUUGGGAGUACAAAUUCUCAAUUAUUGCAGUUUUUUGCAGUAAAUUCAAAACUGAUGUAAAUAAAAGCAGUUUUUUUCUUUUUUUUCUUAUGAGAUCACAGAAUUAGGUUUUCUUCGGGAGGACGAGCAGUCAAUUUUUAUUUUCUUGGAAAGAUGUGCCAGCAAAGUGUCAGACAAACCAAGAUACAGUCUACAGUCACUUUAAAAGCAAGUGACUUAUUUGAUCAUGACUCAUUGUUUUAGAAUAUAAAUUAGAAGGGUAAAUCCUGGGGUCGUAUGGAACAUUGACAUAUUUGUAUUACUCUUACCAGCUCAAAAAUGUAAACCUUAAAUAAUUAUUACUAUCUUAUAUAACACUAUACUGUUGAGAUAGUGGUAAACAUUCGCUGACCAUAACCCUACGGUAUGUUGCACAUUUGAAAAACAAAACAGGAAACAAGAUCAAAAUCGUCAAACCCUGAACCAAUCCUCUCUCUUUUUCUGAACAGUGUUUGUAAAUCGUAUUUCACUUUUACAGUUAAAAUGUGUGUUGGAUUAAAUUUUGUUUACUGGUCAAUACAAGACUUUACAUCAAGCCAGUAUUUGAAUAUUUGGGUAUAAUUCAUUAUGUUAAAUUGUCAUUUGAAAUUACGAUGCAGUGCUUUGUUAUUGUGUGUAUUUUAAAAUGUUAAUUUAAAAAUAAGUAAAUAAAAGCAAAAACACAA